This is a messenger RNA of Rotaria sp. Silwood2, 2487 nucleotides long. The record is from the annotation of a GenBank genome assembly. Lineage: Eukaryota; Metazoa; Rotifera; Eurotatoria; Philodinida; Philodinidae.
AUGGAACGAAUCGCAAGUGAAUGCAGAGAAAACGGCGGUUUCAGACGUGAACCGUAUGAAAUUGAUAUUUCAAGCAAUCAAUAUACAGAUUUUGAAAUUCUCGAUGUUCCGGGUCUUGUCAGCGGUGAAGAAGACAGUCAACAUCGUAAAAUGGUCGAAACAAUAACCGAAUUUUACGUUCGUGAUCCACAAUUUAUGAUUGUUCAUGUCAAACCGGCUGAUUUGAUCGGUGAAAAUGCAACAAGUACGGUACGUCUUCGUGCACUCUGCACCGAAGUACCAGCUCCGUGUGGCACGAACUAUCCUCCCCGUAAUAAUUACAAAGAUAAUACGAUUACCAUUCAGACAAAAUUCGACAAAUUCAUCAAUGAUAACAAGAAUGGACGAAGUGCAAAUGCAGGAAUUGAAAAGCUCAUUCAAAAAUACAAACCAACGUAUUUUGUCAGUAUGAUAUUCGAUGGAUACUCAUUUGCUGAAGAAUCGUAUGAAAAAAAUGUUGCAUAUAUUCACAAUCUAUCUGAUUUGGAAUCAACACGAGUGGACGAAUGGAUCGAAGAUAUUGACAAACUUGCACGUGUACCUUCCAGUUCUUCGGCGGGUGAACGAAUGGUUUUCAAUCGAGAACAAUAUCGUCCACUAAUUGGCAUUGAUGUUGUUCGUAGACAAAUUCAACAACUAUGGCUUUGUGCAUUUCGUGAAAAAUUGCCAAAACUGCAACAAACACUCAGCAAUGAAAUACGUGUAUACAACGAUCAGUAUCGAACUGUUCUUGCAGAUUUAAGUCAACAAGAUCCGGUUUUGGUUCGCAAAAAUUAUCUACUCUAUAUUGCACAAUUUCGUAAGAUGAUCAGCCAAUACGUCGCCUAUCGAGCUGAAAUCAACACCAAAUUUCCUCUCCAUAAAUUUGGUUUAACUUACAAGGAACUCGAAAAACAAUAUCAUCAAUGGAAUCGAUACAAAAAUAUUCGAUGGAGUGCUUUUCUCUCGGCUGAACAACUUACACAACGACCAGAUGACGAUCGACCUCCAUCACUCGAUCGACGAUAUGUCGGUGCACGUCAUUUUGAACGAUUACGAGAGGUCAUGAAUUUCAUGAUCGAAGUCUAUCGACCAUUUCAUCGUUCGCGUGAUUGGAUGGAAUCAUCCAAUUCGAAAUUGUACGGCGCCGUGAGCGACUAUGAAGAUGCUGAAAAAGGUGUACGCGAAGUAAUUUAUACAUUUAUUCGUGAAACAUUUCAAAUGGGUAUAUCAUGGUUAACCCAAAUGUAUACCUUUCUGAUUGAUCAUUUUGCUAAGCAUGUAUCGGAAAAGUUACUUUUGGAACCAGAAUUUUCUCAUCUGAAACGACACACCAAAUUUCUCAGCAUGGUCAAGCUUGAUUAUCACAAAACAACAAGAAAAUUUAUUCGAAAGGCUAUUGAUGGUUUCAAAUAUUGUCGUUAUGCAAAAAUGGCCUAUGUCAGUCAUGGUGUAAGUUUGAAUACCCAACGAUUGGGUCGUUCAUUAGCACCUGAUAGUAGUAGUGAGGAGAGAGAAGAACAGAGCGAACAAUUCAAUCUCGCCAGCCGACUUUUAGACUACGGAAAAACGAUGAUUCAAUUAAAAGCCACAUCAGAUCCGUUAAGUUUUAUCUUCAGCGAUGGGAAAUUUUUGCCGGCUAUUCGUAAUCCUCUCACGAAUGAUUAUCUAAAACCGACACAACGGACUGUGGAAGAAUUAUACAAAGCUGUACGUGGACAUCUGGUCUAUGAUAUGACGACAAGCUUUUUUGCUAAUGUCGUUCUUGAAAUGCAAGAAUUUAGUAAAUCGAUGCCGUUCGAUAAAGGUCUAGUUCCACGAAUUAUGGGCAUGUCCGAUGAGCAAAUAGCCUUGUUAGCUAAUAUUCGUAUUGAUGAAAAACAACGUAAACUAAAUUAUAUUGACGAACGUCUAACAGAAUUGGAAGAAACACGUGAUGCUGUUGAAGUUGUAUGCGACGAAUUUUAUAAAAAUCGAAAAGAUAAUGAGAUGUUGGUUGAAUCAACACACGAAAUGAAGCGCAAUAGUCGUCUUUAUCAUAGAAAAAUUCGAGAAAAACAACGACAUAAAAUCGAAGAACAAUUACCUAUUGAUCGUAAGGAGAAGACGAUCAUCGAUGAAUGGUCUACAACUGUGCUGGGUCAUAACGGGAACAUUUCGGAUAAUGACGAUGACGAAGAAGAACUCAUGUCAUUGGAUAACAAUGAUGAUAUCGAACAAUUUCUCCUUCAAAUAUAUCGUAAACAUGAUGAAGUUGAUCUUAAAUAUGGUUUUCUUGAUGAUGAUGAGGAAGAAACCGAUGAAUAUAUCAAUGAUCAACCGAUGACGACAGACACGAUCACCAUGAACAUUGAAGAUGAAAAUCAUCAGCAAGAUGAACUUAACAAUGAAUCCUCCAGAUCUGAAGCGCCAACUACCGAACAAGACGUACAAAGAGGAGAGUACAUCGUUCUUAAUGGAUCUACAUAA